GGCUGAACCCGGAAGUGUCUCGGCGCCGGAGCGAGCGCGCCCGGAGUGGAGCUUGGCGGCCGGGAGCCAGCGGGGAGCCCUGCGUUCCCGGACCAUGCAACCCUCGGGCACGCCCCUCCAGAAGCUGUGAUCCCAGACAAUCCUGUUUUCCUUCAUAAAUCCCUCAAGACACUUAUGAAGUUUCUUGUUCUGAAACCGUUGUACUGCAAUGAAGAAGAGGAGAAAGGUUACUUCACAUCUUGACGAGAAGAUCCAUCUAGGCUACCAUAAAGAUUCCCCGGAAGGAAAUGUUGUAGAGGACUGUGACCAAGUAACCUACACUCAUUCCACAGAAAGACCAGCUCCUGAAACCCUACGCUGUUAUCAGGAACUUCCUCCCUCCCCGGAUCAGAGGAAACUUCUGAGUUCUUUGCAGUACAAUAAGAACUUGCUGAAGUAUUUGAAUGAUGACAGGCAGAAGCAACCGUCUUUCUGUGACUUACUUAUCAUAGUAGAAGGAAAAGAAUUUAGCGCCCAUAAAGUUGUCGUUGCUGUUGGCAGUAGUUAUUUCCAUGCAUGUUUGAGCAAAAAUCCGAGCACGGAUGUUGUCACCCUGGAUCACGUAACGCACUCCGUUUUUCAGCAUUUGCUUGAAUUUCUUUACACAUCAGAAUUUUUUGUGUACAAAUAUGAAAUCCCUCUUGUUUUAGAGGCUGCAAAAUUUCUGGAUAUUAUAGAUGCAGUUAAGCUGCUAAAUAACGAAAAUGUUGCCACUUUUCAGUCUGAGCUAACGGAAAAGUCAUCACCAGAAGAAACACUAAGUGAAUUAACUGGAAGACUAUCAAGUAAUCAUCAGUGUAAAUUCUGUAGUAGACAUUUUUGUUAUAAGAAGUCUUUAGAGAAUCAUUUGUCGAAAACCCAUAGGUCCCUUUUAUUAGGGAAAAAACAUGGGUUAAAAAUGCUGGAGAGAAGUUUUUCCACAAGAAGAUCAAAACGGAAUCGAAAGUGCCCUGUUAAAUUUGAGGACACCAGUGAUGAUGAGCAAGAAAGUGGUGAUGGGUCAGACAAUUUGAAUCAAGACAGUUUUGAUAAGGAAAAGUCAGACAGAAAUGAUUCUGAGGAUCCUGGAAGUGAAUAUAAUGCUGAAGAAGAUGAGCUAGAAGAGGAAAUGUCAGAUGAAUAUUCUGACAUUGAAGAACAGAGUGAAAAAGAUCAGAAUGAUGCAGAAGAGGAGCCGGAGGCCGGUGAUUCUGUCGGAAGCAUUCAUGAGGGGUUAACCCCUGUAAUCAUUCAGAACAGUAACAAAAAAAUAUUGCAGUGUCCCAAAUGCGAUAAGACAUUUGACCGCAUAGGGAAAUAUGAGAGCCACACACGUGUUCACACAGGUGAGAAGCCCUUUGAGUGUGAUAUUUGCCACCAGCGCUAUUCAACAAAGUCUAACCUAACUGUUCACAGAAAGAAGCACAGUAAUGAAACAGAAUUUCAUAAGAAGGAGCACAAGUGCCCUUACUGUAAUAAACUUCAUGCAAGCAAGAAGACUUUAGCCAAGCAUGUUAAGAGAUUUCAUCCUGAAAACGCACAGGAAUUUAUUUCCAUUAAGAAGACUAAGAGUGAAAGUUGGAAGUGUGAUAUUUGUAAGAAAUCUUUUACUCGAAGACCACACUUGGAGGAACAUAUGAUUCUCCAUUCUCAAGACAAACCUUUUAAGUGCACCUAUUGUGAAGAACAUUUCAAAUCACGAUUUGCACGGUUGAAACAUCAAGAAAAGUUCCAUCUGGGUCCUUUCCCGUGUGAUAUAUGUGGUCGCCAGUUUAAUGACACUGGAAAUUUGAAACGCCAUAUAGAGUGUACCCAUGGUGGAAAGAGAAAAUGGACUUGCUUUAUCUGUGGAAAAUCAGUACGAGAAAGAACUACUUUGAAAGAACAUUUGAGAAUCCAUAGUGGAGAAAAGCCUCAUCUGUGUAGUAUCUGUGGACAAAGUUUUCGUCAUGGAAGCUCAUACAGACUUCACUUACGAGUACAUCAUGAUGAUAAAAGAUACGAGUGUGAUGAAUGUGGGAAAACCUUCAUUCGUCAUGAUCACCUUACGAAGCACAAGAAGAUACACUCAGGUGAGAAGGCUCAUCAGUGUGAAGAAUGUGGAAAAUGCUUUGGCCGUAGGGACCAUCUCACUGUUCAUUAUAAAAGUGUACACCUUGGAGAGAAGGUGUGGCAAAAAUAUAAAGCAACCUUUCAUCAAUGUGAUGUUUGUAAGAAAAUUUUUAAAGGCAAAUCAAGUCUGGAAAUGCAUUUUCGGACACAUUCAGGUGAAAAACCAUACAAGUGUCAAAUUUGCAAUCAAUCUUUUAGAAUUAAGAAAACUUUAACAAAACACCUGGUCAUUCAUUCUGAUGCCCGGCCUUUCAACUGUCAGCACUGUAAUGCAACAUUUAAACGGAAGGACAAGCUGAAAUACCACAUUGACCACGUUCACGGCAUAAAGUCUCCCGAUGACCCUCUCAGUGCUUCUGAGGAAAAACUCGUGUCCUUGCCGGUAGAGUACUCAUCUGAUGAUAAGAUCUUUCAAACGGAAACUAAACAAUACAUGGACCAGCCCAAAGUCUACCAGUCGGAAGCCAAGACCAUGCUACAGAACGUGUCUGCCGAAGUGUGUGUCCCGGUGACGCUGGUCCCGGUGCAGAUGCCUGACACGCAGGGUGACCUGGUGCGCCACACCACCACCCUCCCGCCCCCCGCUCACGAGAUCUUGUCGCCACAGCCGCCGGCUGCGGAUUACCCUCGAGCUGCUGACCUAGCUUUUCUGGAGAAAUACACGCUUACUCCUCAGCCUGCAAAUAUAGUUCACCCAGUCCGACCCGAACAGAUGCUUGAUCCUAGAGAACAGUCUUACCUUGGAACGUUACUGGGCCUUGAUACUACCACUGCUGUACAAAACAUAUCUAACAGUGAGCAUCAUUCGUGAGCAAAUCUAAACAUUCCACAGACUUCUUCAGUGGCUAUGCACAAUGGUAGCCUAGUGCUGAUGGCUUUUAAAUUAGUGGGGCUGCUAUUUUUUCAUUUUCUGUAUAGUUUCUCAAGUCCUCAGAUGCUUUUCCAAUCAAAAAAUAUGUAUCUCUGUUUACUGAACAUAUUUGAAUAUUUGGACCCAUUUUGAGGUAUAUAAUAUUUGAAAUAGACAUUUUGUGAUUUUUUUUUUAAAGAUUAUUUAGUGCUAAUUUUUAACUUUUAACUCUCUUAACUUUCCAAAACUAUCAGCUGUUGACAUUAUGGGGGUAUUUGUUUUUAAACAUCAGUGGAAGUUUUUAUUCUCCUUUAGUCUCAUUCAUCUUUUCUCCUUUCCCCAUCUUCUAAACAAGUGUUAAGGAACAUGUAGCCUUUAAGAAAGAAUGUCAGAGUGUACUGAUAAUUGCAGCUGUUCUUUAUCCUGACUUAAGUUUCAUGAUUAUUUCUUCCAGAUUUUUAAGAAAAUGAAAUUAGGAAUUUGAGUUUAUAAGAAAGUCUUGGGAUCUGUGUUAUUUUUGAAUUUAUAAGAAAGUCUUGGGAUAGAUCUGUGUUAUUUUUUCAUCUGGCCAUAAUUUCAGUUCAUCACUAUUCUUUGGGUCUUUUGACAGACUCAAGACCAGAAAGCUAACUAAUGUAGGAUUAGCUUGUUAAAUGAAAUGUAGAACUGAAAUAAUUAUCCAAAUGAUUGGUUUUUGCCAGUGCUUCAAUUAUUAUGAAUAAGAAAUGGAAAAACGGAUGUAAGCAUUAAAUUAUACAGGUUGAAAAUGUGUUAAAAGCAAAAUAUGGCAGUUUGAACUAGAAAUUUUUUAAGGUAAAUUAACUGUUUGUAUUUUACCAUUUAUUUCAGAAACAUUAACAGUAUAUCAGCAUAUAUCAUCAUCUAACUGAUUAAAAUUCAGUUAACAAGCCACUUUUGGUCUCAUUUACCUUGGCCAGCUGUAACUCUGGGAAAUAGAACCUAGAGAUUUUUGUUUAAUUAUUAGAACAGGUGCCAAACAAAUUACCAAAUUCAUGUCUAACUGAACUGCAUGUUCAUUUACUUUAAUUAGAACGAACCAUUCCUUGUAUACAGAUAUACAUGUAACCUAGAUCUUUAUUUUUGCUUUACACGUAACCCUAAUGUCUGUGAUUAUCCUUAAUUUUUAUUUUUGUAUGAGACAAAAGUUGAGGACUUGGUAAAAGGAAAUAGCAGUUGGAGCAAAACCUCACUGAUAUUAAAUGAGGAAAACAAAAAAGUCAGUCAAAAUUGUGAAAUACCUUAAAGACGUGCACUUUCCAUACUCUGAAGUCAAUUUAAACUUAAGCUAGGAUGUUUCCUAGUGGAGCUGCUCGAAGGAUUAGAGACUAGGCAGGGUUGAUUUAUUAUUAGCAUGUUCUUAUGUAAACUACUGGAAAAUAGCAAUUUUAAGAGUUUUCUAUUUCAGUUUUGUUUACACUCCUAAUUGCUUUAAGCACUUUUUUUGUGUAAACUGUAAAGUCUGGCCCAGCCCUUGUGAAAAAAAAAAAAAUCACAAAUAAAAUAAUGAAGUUUAGUGAAAAAUUUUAACCACUUAAUAAUGUGGAAACUUGUUUGCUGAAGCACUUAAGAAAUGAAGGUACUUUGCAGGAAUAUUUACCACACUAGUGGAAAUAAAAAAAAAGUUGAGACUUGGGGCAGUUAACCAAAGUAGCUCAUAUAACUAGUAAAGCCAACCUGAGUUUUGCCUCAUUUGUUGAAGUUUGGUUAUAAUUCUAUAACUGAUAGAUACAAGCAAUGUAUCAAUAUUCUUUUUAAAGCAUUCUUAACUUUUGUGUGGAAAUGUUGUGUCUGGGGUACUUAACAUGAUAGAACUUGACUGUAUGAGGUACUAUUAAUCUGUCUUUCAAACUGACUUUUAAAACAUCUCUUUAUGAUUUUUAUCAUAAAGACUUUUAACUAAAAGACUUACUAUGAUGAAAAGAAAUCAUUUCUAAAAAUGUACCCUGCCUUGAAUAUAAAAUAAUGUAGAAAAGUCUGGACUUACACAAAGGCAAAUAGUAUAUAUGUGUAUGUGUGCGGUAUAUUGUAUGUUCAGUAGCAGAAAAAGAAGGUGUUGCAUUUUCACAUUCAAAAGAAUACUUUGCUUUUUGAAGAUAUUGACUUUAGGGUUCUUUUAAUAAUAAUCUCCUAAUGCUUUAAAAAUAUAAUUUGAUUGUAGGAAUUGGUUUACAGUAUAGAACUUUUCUUGAAUACAUCUCUUAUAUAAAGUGAAACAUAAUUAUAUUUACUUAUUAUUGUAGAUAACUUAAACUUGAAAAGUAGUUUACUGUUUUAUAAAAUGCUUUUGCAGUUAUCUCAUUUAAACCUCAUAGCCAGCUCUGAAGUAGAAAGGGCAUGCUGUAUUCCCGUGUUAGAGAUGAAGAGUCAGAGGUUAAGCCUACAUCGUUAGUAAGUGGCAGAGCUACCAACAGGGGAAGAAAUGUAGCAUUAAUGACUGCUGUCCAGGUGCCAGGCACCGCAUUUUCUCAUGUGAUCUUAGAAACAGUCUGGGAAGUAGGUAAUAUAAUUCUCAUGAAGAAAUAGUCUCAGUGGGCAAACAAAUCUGCUGCCUCUGAUCUCCAAAUUAGAAUAUAAGAAGUCUUACAGUUGUGAAAACCUCAUGGAUUUGGGCAAACUGAAUGUAUAUAUAAGUUUUUGAAGUUGGCACAAAAAAUAUGAAAUGAGGCCUGCUCUUUUCAGUUAAGUGUUUGUCACAUUUGAUUUGGAGUAUUUGGAACAAAUGCUCCAUUAACUCUUAAAAUCCAUGAAUUCUGUAACUAUACUUAAAAUUUUGAAUCUUGCAGCUAAGGUCAGCCUCAUUCAGAAUUUUUUAUUUUAUGAGCAUAAUUUAUUGUUUUAAAUUAAUUUUGUAGCUGAUAGCAGUUAGCACUUAUUAUGUAAAUUGAAUAAUUUAUCAAAUGUAGAAAUUUGUUAACCUAAUCCAUUUUUACUUAAAUACGCCAAAGAUUUUUAGUAGGUUUUAAAAUAGUUUAAAAGAAUUUAAAUUCUUUGUUGUUUGAAUAAAUAUUUGUCCAAAGAAGCACAGUUGAAGUCCUAGGAUUAUGGAUUUUCUAAAAAAUCAUUAGUUUGAAUACUAAGAUUAAGUGUUUGUGUUUAUAUGUAUUAGAAAUAAGAACAGAAGAAAAUACUCCGGGAAUAGUCAUACUGACAAGCCAAUUACAAGUAAGAAUACUUCGUUUUCCUCAGUUUAAUUAAUUGAAUGUUAUCUUUUAAGUGGACACUAUUAAUUGCUAAAUAAUAAUAAGCUUAUUUUUUACACUACACUACUAAAAUAAUUUUGCCUUAGAAUUUUUUUUAGAACUGAAGAUUUUUUUGUAACAAACCCCACCUAUUUUUUGCAGCCUAAAAUACCAUUUAAGAUUAGGGUUUGUUCUUCAUGCCAGCAAGAUUUCACUAGCUAUGAAGGCGGUGAUCUUUGCAUACUUUUAAGUAACUUAGUCAUUUAUUGAAGAGGAGUAGCAAAAAUAGGGUUUUAAACUGGUGCUUUAUUACGUGACUUCCUUUAAAGUGAUGGUACAUCAUGAAGUAGGUACACUAAUAAUUUUCUGUCAACCUUAAAAUUGUCAAAACAUCUUGGCAGAGUGAGUGACUAUAAGCUAUUAGUUAAGGGCUAGUAGGUAUUCAAAAAUCAUUCAUUGCUUUCACUCUGUCAUUAACAAAUAAAUUAACAACACCGUUAACUGGUGUGUGUGCGUGUAAGUUUGCGUUCUCUUCCAGCAGGUCAUUCUGCUGUAUCGUGGGUGGGAAGUCGGAUGUGGAGCAGCAGCUCUGUGACAGUGUCCUUUUCUCCAUGCCCAGGCGUCUCUGGAUUGAAUGCUUUGUGCCUUUUCAGUUCGAGGCAGCAGUUGUAGUAGCUUGGAGUUGACUCUGCUGGCUAGAUUGUGCUGGUUAAUAAAUGGUUGUGGUUGUUUUGUUAUUGUUAUGGGUCUUAUGUUUGUGUUGCCUGCUGGUCAGGCAACAGUUUUGUUUUUUUUUAGGUUGCUUUAUAGUUUUUUAGGGAAACUGGCAUCAAGUACUAGUAUGAACUUUUUUUAAUCUUUACUAUUGUGGCCUUUCUAGUUACUGCAAAGCCACUCCUGGGCCUGUCUCUAGAUGCUCACUAGAGGAAUCUGACAAAUGAGCAGUGUGUCUGCCUCUCCAUCUCCUCCCAUCUCCCGCCUUUUCUUCUGAAUAAUCCGUUACCAAACCACCCUGCUCUAAAAAGCAGCUUCUUUCCUCAGUUUGCCUAAAACUGAGCCAGAGGUGAUGGUUUGAGAUGAAUCUCUAAAAAGCAACAUCCCAACCAACUGACAACUUGAGUUGAUGAACUCAGGAAAAAUUAGGACUUUUGAAGUCAUAUUUGGAUCAUUCUAAGAUUCAGUGCCAAAUUUUAAAUGACUCAAAAUGUAUUUUUUAAUAAGGAGUAAGUCACAUUUCUAAAACCUGUAGUAGUGUUAUGGUAAAUGUCACUUACUACUAGGCUGAAUAAUGGCCAAUGUGAGAAUAAUUUUCGAGUAAUUUCUAGGAACCACAGACAGUUCUUUUUAGGCCCUCUCCUUUCUUUUGCACAUUCCUCUCUAAAGUCUGUAGUGGUUUUUGGGGAGGGGGACUGUUCCCUGUUUUCUCAAAAAUUAUUUCUACUUAAAGGUACUUUUAUUCUGGACUAGUAGCAUGCUUUCUGCGCUUCCUCUUUGGCAGUGGCCUUAAGAAGGCAGAAGUAGCAGCAGUAGGUCUCGUGGAGAAUGAGGGGAAGGGCUGGUAGAGAGAGUAUCUGUCCUGUAUUUACUCUUCAUCUUUCAACUUGCUGUGCACUGAUCUUGAGUCUGUGACUGUUGAAAAAUCCCCAAAUAAAUUGAGCCUCUAUAGCCAUUCGUAUAAAGAGAAAAUAAGAAUUAUAUUCAGAGAGUAGAGGUUAUACAGAAUGGAUAUGUCUUUUUGUUCUGCUUUUUCCCCCCUAACUUCUUAGGUAAAGAAGUAAUUUGGGUGCUCAUAUUACUGCUAGAGAUUCUAAAACAUUUCUUGAAUGGAGAGUGUGCACACUUAUUGUUAUUUCACCCUGUUGCUUGGUAUUCCUGCUUUAUGAGUACACAAUUUUUAUUCCUUGUAACAAUUGGACUUUUCUUAUCCCUGUGGAUAAAACUGUAUUACAGCUGAUGACUGAGGCUGCCAAAAAUGAGCACAGAGGUGGGCGCUUGGAUUAUGAGAUUUAUGGUGUACAUUAAAGUGGAAAUGCCUUUGAACCCUGAACCCUGUUUUCAGUCUCCAAUCUUAAAUUUUGUUUUUAAUCAUUAGAACUUUUAAAAGCAAUUACAAAGAAAAAUCUAAAAUACCAAGAUUUAUUAUUUUGUCAACUGUGUGUAAAGUAUCUUGUGAGUUUUCUAGAUAUUUUGACUGUCUUGUGUUUCCUGAAUACCAAUGUCUUUAUAGAAAAAUUCAGUUCUCUGUGAAGACUAGGAAGUAUGUUGUAUGCUGAACUAGUUCUUUGUGUUGUUUAGAUAUUUAAAUAAAGUUCUUUGGUCCUAAUAAA
Messenger RNA from Capra hircus (goat), 8507 nucleotides. RefSeq names its product zinc finger and BTB domain containing 41 (gene ZBTB41). The record is from RefSeq and is a predicted model, not a curated record. Lineage: Eukaryota; Metazoa; Chordata; Mammalia; Artiodactyla; Bovidae. The transcript is spliced from 11 exons. Gene Ontology annotation, molecular function: protein binding. The coding region runs from base 209 to 2941 and encodes 910 amino acids.